AUGGAUUACUAAAAUUAAGAAAUAGGUAAAGUUAUUAGCGAAAACUUCAGAAAUAUUCCUGAUUUCCCUUAACCUGGUAUUAUCUUUAAAGAUAUUGCUCCUCUCCUCUCUAAUCCUGCCAUUUUUAAGCGUAUUACUGAUGCUUUUGUAAUUGCUUUGAAGGACAUUGAUUUUGAUAAAAUUGUUAUCUUAGAAUCUAGAGGUUUUAUUUUUGGAACCGCUAUUGGUUUACAAAUGGGAAAGGGAUUAAUUUUAAUCAGAAAGAAAGGCAAACUACCUGGUAAGGUUGAAUAAUUCUCAUUCGACUUAGAAUACGGUAAGGAUGUUUUUGAAAUUCAAAGUGAUGCUUUAGCUAAAGGUGAAAAAGUUGUUAUUGUUGAUGAUAUUCUAGCUACUGGUGGAACUGCUGAUGCAGCUUGCAGAUUAGUUGAAAAGGUAGGAGGAGUAGUAUAAGCUGUUAUGUUCCUUUACCAAAUUAAGGAUCUUAAGGGCGAAGAAAGAUUAUCUAAAUACAAGGUUAUUAAUCUUCAUAUUGAAUGA
Molecule: messenger RNA, 540 nt
Organism: Tetrahymena thermophila SB210
Lineage: Eukaryota; Ciliophora; Oligohymenophorea; Hymenostomatida; Tetrahymenidae
Product: adenine phosphoribosyltransferase
Exons: 1
Biological process (GO): AMP salvage; adenine salvage
Cellular component (GO): cytoplasm
Molecular function (GO): adenine phosphoribosyltransferase activity; AMP binding; adenine binding
Source: RefSeq, a predicted model, not a curated record